Messenger RNA from Arachis stenosperma, 1104 nucleotides. RefSeq lists its product as uncharacterized. The record is from RefSeq and is a predicted model, not a curated record. The coding region runs from base 1 to 1104 and encodes 367 amino acids. NCBI's taxonomy places the organism in Eukaryota, Viridiplantae, Streptophyta, Magnoliopsida, Fabales, Fabaceae. The transcript has 5 exons. Gene Ontology annotation, molecular function: nucleic acid binding; zinc ion binding.
AUGUUCUCAAUGAAAGAAGGAGAAACAAUUGAUGAACUGUUGGAAAGAUUCAACGUUAUCAUCACUGGCUUGGAUGCUAUGGGAACCAAACACUCAGAAUCUUUGCUUGUGAGGAAAAUAUUGAGAUGUCUCACUAAAGAGUGGAAAACCAAGGCUAUAGUAAUAGCUGAGAGUAGUGGCAUUGAUGAAAUGACCUAUGAUGAUCUGAGAGGAAACUUACUUGUCUUUGAAAAUAUUUAUUUGAAAAAGGAUAUAAAAAAGAAAGGAAUUGCUCUCAAAUCAGUCACUGAAUCUCUGGAUGAUGAAUCCAGUGAUAAUUUAUCUGACGAUGAGUUUAUUUUGUUUGCUAAGAAAUUUAGAAAAAUGAUGAAGAUGAAGGAACAAAACAAAGGAGGUGGUUCAAGGAAACCAAAGAGGAAUUUAAGCAAGGUCAUUUGUCACAACUGCAGAGAAGCUGGACAUUACAAGUUUGAUUGUCCAAAACUGAAGAAAGAAGACAAGUCAAAAAUGAAAAAGAAGAAGGGACUCAUGACAUCUUGGGAAGACUUAGAGAAUGACUCUGAGGAUGAGGAAGAAUCAGAUAGCAAAUCUCAAACUUGUCUCAUGGUUGAUCAAACAGAUGAGGUAGAAAAUGAUUUUCUCAAAGAUAAAUUAAGGGAAGCCAAAACCCCUAUUGAUCUUGUUGAAGAAUAUAAGCGGUUAAAGGCUGAAAUUAAGGGCUGUGAGAAACAACACUCUCUGAUUGCAUACUUAAAUUGCUUUGAAGAAAAUGAAAGUGAGAAAAUGAUUGGAGACAAAGUGUACAAGAUAGUAGGCAACUACAAUGGUCUUGGCCAAAGAAGAUGGUUUAACAUUAAAGGAUCCAAAAAGAUUUGGAUACCUAAGCUUGACGAGUAUGAUGGAGGCUUUGUAACUUUCGGUGAUAAUGGUAAAAGGAAAGAUAUUGGCCCUAGUGUUGUUCGUAACAAGGAUAGAUUGGUGGUCCACGGUUACGAUCAAGAGGAAGGCAUUGACUUUGAUGAGUCAUUUGCCCUGGUAGUAAGAAUGGAAGCAAUUCGGUUGCUACUUGCCUAUGCUGCCCACAAGGGUUUCAAAAUGUUCUAA